CAGAGCUGAGGGCGUCCGCUUCGUGUCCGCAGGUACUGGGCGGUGACCAACAUCGACUACAUCCACCAGCGCACGGCGCGCCGCAUCGGCCUCAUGAUCCUGGUCGUGUGGCUGGUGGCCUUCAUGGUCUGCAUCGCGCCCAUGCUGGGCUGGAAGGACCCCGGCUGGGACGAGCGCGUCACGCUGGACCAGGAGUGCAUGGUCUCGCAGGACAUCGCGUACCAGAUCUUCGCGACGGCCUCGUCCUUCUACCUGCCGCUGCUCGUCAUCCUGGGCCUGUACUGGCGCAUCUACCAGGCGGCCCGGCGCCGCAUCCGCCGCCGCGUCCAGACCUCGGCGCCGGGCGUCGGCGGGAGGAGCGUGCCCGGCGGGGCCGCGGCGAAGAACCCGGCGCAGGGCGGCGUCGUGGCGGGGGCGGCGGGCGGCAGCGGCGGGCUCGCUGCGGCGGUGGUGGGCAUGAUCGGCAGGCCGCUGCCCACCAUCUCGGAGGCCACCACGACCACCACGACCACCGCCUUCACCAACGUGUCCUCCAAUAACACGUCACCGGAGAAGACGUCCUUCGCCAACGGCCUGGAGGCCGACCCACCCACGGCGGACCAGCUGUCCUGUAGCCCGUACUCGGCGUCGCAGCACCACCACUACCCGAAGCGGAAGAAGGAGGCCAUGGACUCGAAGCGGGAGCGGAAGGCGGCCAAGACGCUGGCCAUCAUCACGGGCGCCUUCGUCAUGUGCUGGCUGCCCUUCUUCAUCAUGGCCAUCCUGCAGCCCGUGUGCGACACGUGCUACUUCAACAAGGUCCUCGUGUCCCUCUUCCUCUGGCUGGGCUACUUCAACUCGACCCUCAACCCCAUCAUCUACACCAUCUUCAGCCCCGAGUUCCGGCACGCGUUCAAGCGCCUGCUGUGCGGGCGCCGCGCCACGCUCCGCCGGCGCAACAACCGCCACCUCGCGGUGGGCGGGCGCGGCCGCCAGCUCUAGCAGUGGCCGGCCGGCCCGCACAGCGUGAGCGCCCCCAGCGAGGCGCCGAGCUCCACGCUGGGGCCCUAGAGGGCUCGCCCAGCAGGGCUCGCCGGGGAGCGCCCGCAGGUGACCGCAUAGGCAACCACCACUGGCGGCCCUGCGGCCCUGCGCUGCGGGUCGGCCUACGCCGCAGGCGGCUUCCGCCUCUCAGCAGCUUAGCGCACCAGAGCGAGAGGUGCUGCUGGCUGCAGAAUGACCUCAGUGUGCAGUGGGCGAGUGAGUGCCUUCACUUCAGCAGAUAGACCAGAGAUUCGGAACAGAAAAUGAGGUCGUAUACACAUUUUGUGGGCGCCAGAGCUCCAAAUUAUCGGUUUUAAACUCCGACAGACGACUUUUUUUCAUAGGAGUGAAAGACGAAUUAUGUGAUGUGAGCGUGGUGUAACAGAGUGGGCGAAGCAAGAACAGUGUGUUUAACACGAAUUUCAGGUGAUAAUUAUUCAGAUAAGAAUAAGUGACUUUGUGUCUUUUCGAAAUGUUUUCCUUACAUUGAACCAAACUGUGUACAUACUAAAAGAGAGAGUAAA
Molecule: messenger RNA, 1547 nt
Organism: Frankliniella occidentalis (western flower thrips)
Lineage: Eukaryota; Metazoa; Arthropoda; Insecta; Thysanoptera; Thripidae
Product: 5-hydroxytryptamine receptor-like
Exons: 3
Coding region: 94-981 (295 amino acids)
Biological process (GO): adenylate cyclase-activating adrenergic receptor signaling pathway
Cellular component (GO): membrane
Molecular function (GO): G protein-coupled amine receptor activity
Source: RefSeq, a predicted model, not a curated record